Messenger RNA from Hylaeus volcanicus, 5514 nucleotides. RefSeq lists its product as uncharacterized. Bases 194 to 826 code for a protein of 210 amino acids. Gene Ontology annotation, cellular component: extracellular region. The transcript is spliced from 3 exons. Lineage: Eukaryota; Metazoa; Arthropoda; Insecta; Hymenoptera; Colletidae. The record is from RefSeq and is a predicted model, not a curated record. Gene Ontology annotation, molecular function: chitin binding.
CCGGUUACCAUCGCCGCUGUCUGUCGCAGCUUGUGUGUUCCGCGUCUACUCGGUUCGUCACCGUUCUCCAACGACGUCCUGGCGUCGAGGAUGAGGCUGGCGCGACGUAUAGGGAGUACCUAGCCUCAGCUGCAUUUAGGUUCAGCCAACUUUGGCAGGAAGGAACGGAUAAAGGGACAGGAAGAGGAGGACCAUGCGCUGGCUCGACAGCUACUGCGUCCUGGGCUGCGUCGCCUUCCUUUUGUCGCUCGUUGAGAGCGUGCGGGAUACUGGAGGCGGCGGAGGGGAGCACGGGGGCGGCAAGGUGUCGAAGAGAGCGAAGCCCCUGAACCCCGACGAGGAGGACCACGACAACGACGACUACUACUACGAGGACGUGGAUGAAAGAAACAAUCCGACCAACGAGGCACCAGCCGUGCCGCCUGGAUUCCUCAGUCCCUCUGUGAGGGAGUACCUCGAUCUCGGUAAAUCGAUACCCGGUCGUCCAGGGACGGACUACCCAGUGUUGGGCAAGGUGCCUUACACGAACUUCUACUGCGACGACCAGCCCUACCCAGGGUUCUUCGCCGACGUGGAGACGAGAUGCCAGGCCUGGCACUACUGCGACAUAGACGGCCGACAAGCGACGUUCCUGUGCCCGAACGGGACUCAGUUCAGUCAGGCGGUGUUCGUCUGCGACUGGUGGUUCAACGUGAGGUGCGAGCUCAGCCCUAAGCUCUACGCCAUCAACAGCAGGCUUUACGGCCGGCCUACGGAGAGUCCAACGAGACCUCACCGCCUCAUCACUAAGGAGUUGCUCGAGAAUAUCUUCGUAAGACGGAAAUGAGAAUUGACGAAACACCGAGCAGUCGAGCUCGAGUUCAUACAAACUGGAUAAACGCAGGACGACGUUUUCCUUUUCCUGUCGACGGAUGGACGGUCUGUUCAGUUGGAUAGACAGGGAGACAUUCGUCUCGAAGGGAUUUAUCUGGUUAAUAAAAGAAGGGAACUCGAAGGGUUCGAGCAUUGACGAACCGUAAGUGGAAUGUCCACGUUUUGGAAGAAUGGAAGCGGAGAUUCGAUGACCACCACUGCUCUGAAGACAUCAGUCUACAAUCGUUUUUCCCUUCGAGGGUGGGUUGACGUGGAAAGCGUGACUGCGCCCUCGGCGCGGUUCUUAAUCGUUGAUGAGAUCGCAUUCGGGACCGAAGGAGACGCCAGGUUUCUCCUCCCUUCUCUGGUCGUCUCGUGAAAAUAAAGAGUCGAUCUUUACGGGGUAGUCGAGCUCCCAGCUAGGUAAUACCGUUCUGGGAGCGCACCUGUGCGAUGGGAAUCAACCUGUUCCCUCAUCGAUCGAGUCCAGACGCUCUUGGCUCCGAAUCGUAAACGCGAAUGUCAUUAUAAACGCGGGUGCUUCGGUGGAAUUCAGUGUUCGUCGACGGAGACAUUGCCUGGUUUGGGAAUCGUGCGAAUUUUGGCUUACGCUUGGGUCGAAAUUGAGCUCUUAGUCUUUCUAGGAUUGAUAUUCGUCGCGUAACCCAGGCCAGAGUUCCAUGCGAUGGAACAGUGGUGGACUUCAACUCCGAAAAAUUACGUAACGUGCCAAUUUUUAAAUACGCAUCGAGCACUGGUUUACGUUGCAGUCUUUCGUUUAAAUGAAAGAACGCGUAAUACUCUUAAUUGUAUUCUAUUAGCCUAACGGUGUUACCUAGGACGCUAUAUCGAAUAAAUUUUAGCCUUAUCGAACUCUAACGUGUUUCGAAUAUUGUUAUAAUUUUAAAGGCGAUCGAAAACGGUUCGAAUGACGCGAACUUCCUAUUUUUAUCUAUAAAAAGGGAAAUAAUUAUCAGUCUGAAACAAGCUUCUUCGAAACUAUCCAAUAUUUUUCCUUUUUAUAUAUUACAUUAUUUCGUAUUUAUAUCUCUUCGAAUGGAACUCUCAUGACAAAAAUAGCUUGUUUAAGAAUGACAAUUAAUUCCCCUGUUUACCAUAUAACAGACGCCUAAAUAGUCGAAUAAAUUCAUAAAUAAACGAACCCCGCCUCCCAUCAAGAACAGAGAGCUCCGUGCUCGGUAUCUUCUCGAACGCUACGAUCCUUUAUCGUCAGAUCCAAGUGUCUACGUUUGGUCGUUAUUUGAUCGAGCAACGGGCAGCGUUCGCGAUGCAUCAUGCAUACAGCCAUUUGAUCAGCUUAUGUCUUACAAUCGCGCGGGUAUUGCGUAAUUGCUUCGCACUAGCCCGAAGGCCUGACGCUUCGGUUAGCAACGAACCAAUUGACGAUCGGUCAUACGUGCAACAAUUGCGAUUACACGUGGAACGAUCGCGAUUAUACGCGCAAUAAUGGAACCGGGGAAAUUGUUGUGCUGUGGCAAACAACUCGGCGCAACGCGUAUCGUCGCGAAAAGUGCAUUAUAAACGGUGUCCAGUUAACGUACACAUAAUCCAACACCCAAUUUCCUAAUUUUAGACUUCUGACGAACCCUUUGCUUAGCAUUCGAAAGCUGCCAUCGACAGAAAUAUUGAUAAUAAUUAAGAGGAAAUUAUAUAGAAAGAAAACAAUUUACCAAAUUAUACAUAUGUUAUGCGUGAACUUCUCAAGAUUUUGAUUAUUCGAUUAAUAAGAAAAAUUUCAAUGUCUGAUGAAACUUAAUUUAAAAAAAAAAAAAUGUCAAUAUGUACUAUGCUACACGCCUCCAACUAGAUGUGGUUCACUUUCAUCAAUGAAUGUACUAUGCUCAAACAAAAUUGACUAACAUGACAACAAAUACUCUACGUUGGUUAUAAAAUCGAAGCAAACAAUGUGAACAGUGCUUCGUAUCAGCUACGGGGAAAAAUAUAAUGUUUGACACGAAAAAGUGUUGGGAAAAAAAAGAUAUGGAUUUUAUUUCGUGUCGCGAAAGUAAUAUUUGAUAUUUGAUCCCCGAUACGUAGUCAUUCGAAACGCACAAAAAUUAUAGCUAGAGAGAGCAAAACUCGAGCAACGCGUUUCGCGCUCGGCGCGGCCAAAAGUCAAUGCUUUCAAGAAUCGAUAUCCGCUAAUACAAUUGUGCACGCACGGCGAACCGAACGAAAUACGACAACGACAGGUUUGUCGGCAAUUAGUAAUGGCGUGUCGUUCGAUCGCGAUAUAUUGUGUGCACGGGCUGUCGCUUGAAAGCGAUCGUCGCGUGACCAAUUUCUCUUUUCAUCGACACUUUCGUCAGAACGUUGUUACUUGUUAUGCGUCUCGUUGUGUAGCAUUUACGUUCUAAGAACGGCUGUGGAUUGACAUUUCGUGCGUGAAACAUUACGCUGUUAUAAAUGGACGUUCCAAAGCCUAAGUUGGGAGGGUCAGUAAUAAGAAUUCUCUUUAUUAAAAAAAAAAAAAAAAAAAAGUUUACAAAGACUACACCUUGCUAGGAAGAAUUAUAUCGAAAAGUUUUUAAUUUACAGUGCCAAAUAUCUACGUACGAACAGAUGAAUGGUUUUCCUUUCGUAAUUCAGACGGAGUGGCUGUAGUCGUAAUAUAGGCUAAAUAAAGUUGAUUUGUUAUGGAAAAACGAGUCGAAAAUGUAGAAUAAAUGUUUGUUCUAGGAUGCUUCGUUUUCGAGAAAAUCAACUCUGAAGACCACGAAGUUCAGCCGUGCGCUUCAGUACGGGUUGACUGACGCGUCUGACUAUGAUCGACUGUUUCUACUUGCGCUAUUCUUAUGGGGUACUAAUGGUGAUUUUAUAUACCAGUUUUCUGUCGAUCGUACUAUGUUCUAGCUCAAGUUAGAACCAGAUAAAACUGAUAAUAUUACACCAUCACCCUUUAUGAAAUCUGACUCAAGUAGAAACAAUGAGCAAUGGUCAGACACAGACAAAGAAUUUUCACAAUUUCUUUUCACGCGAAAGAGACCUCGAAAGAAAAAAUUCUAUAGUACACGUUCGACGUGUUUUUAGAUAAAGAAUUAGUUUUUCUUGCAACUGUAUCACCACUUGUACCAGAUUGGCAAUUACGGUCAAGGCUAUAGGAUUUAAUAAUUUUAUUCGUCGAUCUCUAUGUCUUCGAGUUCCAUGAAGCAACGUUCAACGAAUGUUUGAUAAAACAUUCCGCAAUUUGCGGAAAACGUUAACUACGAGCCAAUGAAUCGCCGGUGUCCCCGAAAUGUGAAUUUAAUACAACGAACGCGGGUAGACCUUACGCGAAUUCAAAGUAAAUUAGUUUCAAAAGUUUCCAAUGGAAUGUAUCAUUAAUGAGAGACGCCGCCCUUUAGUAGCCAUUCGCUAAUGAGGAACGGUUAACGAAGAAAAUUGCUGAAUAAUUAAAAGUUGCUUUUGGUUGAAAAUUACGCGAUUCCGAGUUGGUGGCACGCGCUGGCUCGAAAAACAGGUGUUUGAUAAAGUUUGCGAAAUCUGUCUCCGAGAAAUGAAAAUGAAUUUCUUAGGGUUCGUCCUUUGUGCAAGAAAUAAGGAAAUCGAUUGAUGAAUCAAAGAACGAACAAAAAAAAAAAAAAAAAACAAAGGGAAGGAAAAUGCAGAGAAAAAAAGGAAGAUAACGAACGAAUAAAUAAAGUUCCAGCUUACGCUUUAAUUGUCCUUAAUUCAAAGGACGCGCUAACUAGAGGCCGCAAAAUUAAUAAUAAAAUAUUCCGCCGGUAUAUAAUUCAGUCAUGCGCGUGAUGCAAUUAGUUCUAAAACUCUUUCGGCUUGAGUGCUGUAAUUAUCCGCCGGCGUGCAUAAAAUUCUGAUUAACUUCGGGACUGGUUGUAUCAAAAAAUAGUAUCGAAGUAACUUUCCUCUCAUAAAGUGUCGUUGAACACGGAAUAAAAAAUUUGUUAUAAAAUGUGUCUCGUUUGAAUACGAACGGCUUUACAAAGUGGGGUUUGUCUGUAUAUUUUUUAUGAAAUGUAAAUUUAUUUUGGCAUUUUUAGGACGCAUUAAAGUACGUGUAACUACGAUUAAACGUGAAAGGUGAUGACUUGUAAUUCGUGAUUAAAAAUAAACAAAAUUCCGAAGGUUUACAUACCGAAAGGGAUUUAGAAGGCACUAUUUAUAGGUGGAAUCUGGAAUACAUUCAAGUUGGACAUAUGGCAUAAACGAGAACCGAAUUAUUCCGCGAAAUGCACCUUCCAGCUCAUUUACCAAUCCGAAUAGCGGAAAAUCCAGCGGGAACCGCGCAAUCGUGCGCAUAGUUUUCUCGGUUUUUAACAAUUUCCCUAUUAUUUUGACGGCGUUUAGCAGCAUACGGCUUUAUGUUGCUAAUUAAAUGCAUCGAUGCGCCUCGCGCGUAGAAACAAUGAUCAUUUGUGUCGCGAAAAUUCGAGAUAUUACUCGCCAUUAGGGAAGCAUAGGAAUCAAUGUAAAAAUUUAAUAAGAGUGUCGCUGGAAGACUAACAAUCCUUCACUCUUACAGAUAAAUCUGAGAUCUUUACUUUUCAUUCUGAAUAAACUAUUCCUUAUACCACUGGUUAAGAAGAUUAAUCGAAUAUUCCAAAUUUCAUCCUAUUUGUAAAGCAAAAUUUGUUUUCCCUCGCUUAUCGACAAGUCUGCGAGAGACUUCUCCUAAUCAAA